UAAAAAUAAAAUAUAAAAUAUAACUGAUCUAUAACAACGGAAUUAGUUGGCUUUCAAUCAUUUUAGUAUUCGGCUGGUAUUAGAAGCGUGGAGAUCAUAUUUUUUAUUUUGCUGUAUGAGUAUUAUUCGAUCGGCAUGUGGAUUGAGUUAAGCAUUCUAUUGGCUACGGCCGCCUUUGCUAUUUAUCGCUGGGUAACGGCUAACAAUGAUUAUUUUGUCAAACGUCAGAUCCCAUUCGAUAAGCCGGUAUUUUUAAUGGGCAGUUUUGUGGAACUGCUGCGGCGUAAGAAACCCCUCUACGAUGUUGUGAUCGAUUUGUACAACAAACAUGAUGGCAAAGUUUAUGGCAUUUUCGAUCAACGACAACCAAUGCUGCUCGUUCGUGAUCCAGAGCUAAUCAAAAACAUAGCCAUUCGAGAUUUUGAUCAUUUUCUAAAUCAUCGAAAUACCUUCCGCAAUGAUGAAACCGAGGAGAGUCAUAUCUUUGGAUCGUCGUUGAUAUUCAUGAGGGAUGGGAAGUGGAAGGAUAUGCGCAACACUUUGUCGCCAGCGUUUACGGGGAGCAAGUUGCGCAGCACUUUUCUGCUGAUGAAUGAUGUGGCCCAGCAGGCCUGUAGCUAUUUAAUUAAGCAACAUAAGAAAUCCUCCGCUGGAGAGGGGGUGGAAUUGGAUUUGAAAGAUUUUGCCAAACGUUUUACCACCGACAUUAUUGCCACUGUGGCCUUUGGCAUUCAGGUGAACUCCUUCGAUGAUGUCGACAAUGAAUUCUAUUUGAUGGGUAAACGAAUUACCAACUUCUCAUUUUGGACGAAUAUCAAAUUUGUUUUGAUAACCAAUUUGCGGUGGUUGUGUAAGAUUUUAAAAAUCGAUCUCUUUAGUAAAAAAGUCACCGAUUAUUAUAUGGAUUUGGUAAUCAAGACCAUGAAAUAUCGCAAGGCCCACAAUAUUUUGCGUCCCGAUAUGAUCAAUAUGUUAAUGGAGGCCAGAUAUUCGGAAGCCUCCAACAAGUCGUCGAAGUAUCAAUGGGAUGACACCGAAAUGGCAGCCCAAUGUUUGUUGUUCUUCUUUGCCGGGUUUGAAUCGGUAUCCUCUCUCUUGAGUUUUGCCGCCUAUGAACUUAUGGAAAAUCCUGAGGUGCAAGAAAGACUUUUUGAAGAAAUCACGGAGAUCUCAGAAAAUCUGGAAGAUGGAGAACAAUUAACCUAUGAAAUUUUACAACAAAAAAUGCCCUACUUGGAUAUGGUUAUAUCGGAAGUGUUGCGCAAAUGGCCACCCACCCUGGCCACAGAUCGUGUUUGCACCAAGGAUAUUAGCUAUGAGCUGGAUGGGGGUAAAAAAGUGGAAUUAACACCAGGUGAUUCUUUGUGGUUCCCCAUCAUUGCCCUGCACAUGGAUUCGAAAUAUUGGUCGGAGCCAGAGAAAUUCAUACCGGAAAGAUUUAGUCCCGAGAAUAAGGAGGACAUCAAACCAUUUACCUAUAUACCAUUUGGUGUGGGUCCUAGAAAUUGUAUAGGUUCCCGCCUUGCCUUAUUGGAAGCCAAGGCCUUUUUGUUCCAUUUGGUAAGACAAUUCCGCAUCGAACGCUCAUCGAAAAUGUGUAACCCCUUCAAGAUCAGCACCAAGACGUUUGAAUUUAUACCGGAAGGAGGAUUUUGGUUGAAAUUGGUACCAAGAGAAAAAUAAAGAAAUGUGAAUUUUUGAUAAAUAUAAAAAUAAUACUAAGAGCAAUUUAAUGCGGUAAAGGGAACUAA
This is a messenger RNA of Musca domestica (house fly), 1751 nucleotides long. RefSeq names its product probable cytochrome P450 9f2. The transcript has 4 exons. NCBI's taxonomy places the organism in Eukaryota, Metazoa, Arthropoda, Insecta, Diptera, Muscidae. Bases 136 to 1683 code for a protein of 515 amino acids. Gene Ontology annotation, molecular function: oxidoreductase activity, acting on paired donors, with incorporation or reduction of molecular oxygen; monooxygenase activity; heme binding. The record is from RefSeq and is a predicted model, not a curated record.